AUGGAGAUCUGCUUGAACCCAAAGCGUGCAGUCUUUACGACAGGCGAUACUGUCACAGGAGAGGUUGUGCUGCACCAAACAACCUCCUGUCAACUCUCCGGCAUAGCUAUAUCACUCAUUGGGAAAGCAAGGACGAGCGUAACCAGAAUGAUGCCAUUCCCGAACAGCGGCAGUAAUGUGGAUUGCACGUUUCUCCAGAUGAGCCAACACGACAGUAUGGAAACACAGGGACCGUGUGGAGGUCGUCGGACUUUCACUUUCUCUUUUAUCCUGCCCAGUAAUCUACCAUUUGAUACAUGCUCCAGGGAACAUAAAUCAUCGCACGAGCUUCAGUACGGCCACUUUCAGCUUCCACCGAGUAUUGAGUACAGAACCGACAAAUUCUGUCCAAAGAUGUGUGGAAUUGUCUACUACAUCUACGCACGGGUCAACCUUGCGGAUGGCGGAGUGCUACAUGCCAAGGAGCGCAUUCAGAUACUACCCGAAUAUCCCGAAAAACCACCUCGCCUUUGGAAUGAGGAUCGUGAUAUCCAACUAUCCGAUACAACUAUUCUUCGAACCGCACUGUGGACAGCGAAAAUGGGUCGCGUUACGUUGAAUACGCAUGAGCUUAACGCCUUGUAUCUCCCCGUGAACAGCCGGGACGAAAGACUGACGGUCUCUGCCAUGCCGCUGCAACUCAGAUUUGACAGCUUUGACACCAAGGCCAAAAUGCCACAGGAUUGCCAAGUUCGAAUCGUCCUCGAGGCUGUGACGUAUUACACUGCCUUUCCUAUGGUUGAGUUGCCUACCGAGACCAAUUUGCAGCGCGAAAUAGACGGGCAAACAUUUCGAACUAUCGUAUGCCUGUGGAGGAAUAAAGUAUGUCUGAACUGGUUGCCACGGGACAGGGAAGGUCAGGAGUCCCAUUACGCGAGUAUCGUCGCACCCAUCUCGAUACCUCGGGAUUUACUCGUCAUCCCAACCUUCUAUCAUUGUUAUGUGGCGAGGGAGUACUUCUUGCGAAUUGGGCUUGCGCUUGGCGGCUCUAGAUCGUUGCAACUGAAAGUGCCCCUCCAGAUAUAUAAUUCGCUCGAUUAUUGA
Molecule: messenger RNA, 1083 nt
Organism: Aspergillus candidus
Lineage: Eukaryota; Fungi; Ascomycota; Eurotiomycetes; Eurotiales; Aspergillaceae
Exons: 2
Coding region: 1-1083 (360 amino acids)
Source: RefSeq, a predicted model, not a curated record